Messenger RNA from Trypanosoma rangeli, 1329 nucleotides. Its product is annotated as META domain containing protein. The record is from RefSeq and is a predicted model, not a curated record. Bases 1 to 1329 code for a protein of 442 amino acids. NCBI's taxonomy places the organism in Eukaryota, Euglenozoa, Kinetoplastea, Trypanosomatida, Trypanosomatidae. The transcript has a single exon.
AUGAAUAAGCUGCAAUUUUGUGGAAGCUACGUCCUGGAGCAACUCGAUGGCGAGCUGCUCACAACGAAGGCAAAGCUCGACCUGAUGGAGGAGGCUGAUGGCGUAAUGGUCGUCGCCAAGGUUGCCAACACGUUGCAAGGCAAAGUAACGUUUAAUGAUGGCAAACUAAGCGGUGGCCUCACGUCCACGACGCGUACGGGGACAGACGAGCAAAGCAUGAUUGAGAGGGCCUUGUUAAAGGGGUUUGGAGCCGGUCUUGACGUGCAGUGGAGCCACGACACUCUGACACUGGCGGGGGAGUUAAACAACCUCGUGUUCCAUCGUGUGUUGACGGUUGAGAGUCUUGUUGGUCGGUACGCUUUCAGGGAGUUCAACGGCAAACCCGUCGAAGCUGGGGAUAUGGAGCUGGUGGUGAUUCCCAGUAACGAGGAGUGCGUCUCGGUGGUUGCUCAGUUCACGAAUACUCUUCGGGGCGAGUUGAAGCUGGAGGAUGACAUUCUGCAGGGUGUGAUUGCCUCAACGACACUCGACUCUGAGGGCGUGCAGAAGGAGAUGGAGGGGAGGUUUUAUGCAGGCAUGGAUGGUGGUAUGCGGGUGUUUGUCGACGGGAGGACCCUUACCCUGAAGGAUGACCACAGUGUCUUCUUGUAUUUGCGGUCGCUGCUUCCGAGUGAUGUUGCCGGUGAGUAUAUGUUCAAGACUCUCAACGGUGCUCCCGUGCGCUUGGACGGGCAGGCAAGGCUUGUGCUUUCCCAGGGCAGGGGCGGGGGCGUGGACGUCGUCGCGAAGGUGGUCAACAUUCUGAGCGGGAGGGUGCAGAUGGCAGAGGAUACGUUGCGUGGGGAGCUGAUGGCAACGACGAUGCUGGGGAGCGAGGCCGAAAUGCUUCUGGAGAGUGCGUUGACUAGCGGCUUCAGCGCCGGUUUUUUAUGCACCCUUGACGAGGGACGGCUGACAAUGCGUUGCGGCGAAAACACACUCGUGUACGCAAAGGCAGUUGCCAUGCCGUACUUAAAUGGGAAGCCGACGUACCUGGGAGAGAGCGUGGUGCCAUGCUUCAAGGGUCACGGCAACGGGCUGAUGUUUCGCAUCGUCAACGCGGACGAGCGAAAGUGGGCGUUCUACAACGACACGACGGGGUACAACAUGCGCGUUGUGGUGACCUUUGGCCUCAGGUCGAGGGUUGAGGGUCUCAGUGACACAUUUCUGACGGUAAAUGAGGACGGCCAACAGGUGGCCGAGGCGUUAGUGGCCCCUGGCGCCACUGUUAUGUUUAUUGCUGGGCACGUGAACGGGUACAGGUGCUCCUACGACGCGGAGCCUCUGUAG